Microstroma glucosiphilum is the source of this 2724-nucleotide messenger RNA. RefSeq lists its product as hypothetical. Gene Ontology annotation, biological process: regulation of transcription by RNA polymerase II. Gene Ontology annotation, molecular function: DNA-binding transcription factor activity, RNA polymerase II-specific; RNA polymerase II cis-regulatory region sequence-specific DNA binding. The coding region runs from base 213 to 2294 and encodes 693 amino acids. Lineage: Eukaryota; Fungi; Basidiomycota; Exobasidiomycetes; Microstromatales; Microstromataceae. The transcript has 2 exons. The record is from RefSeq and is a predicted model, not a curated record.
AGCUAUUGUCAAGGAGGAGGGCCCACCCUCGCCUUUCAACUUCAACGGGUCUCGCAAUAUCGAUCCGCCUCAGCGUUGCCCUCCGGGACUGCCGCUCACUCAUUCCUCGAGGAUAUCAGUCCUGGUCAACAAAGUCCUAUCUACGCACCCCGUACCUCUCCAUCACCAUUCUUGUCCUACAUCGCUCAUCGGUCCCUGGUCGCAGGGCGACAAUGUCCAUGACUAGCCAGGCGAGACCUCACUUUCCUCCACCUCAACAUCAACAGAUACAGUCCUAUCCUUCAAGCAAUGGAGGCUUUGGCUCGCCCCCUUCGCCGCUACAGACUGCUACCUCGCAUGAUCAGCAGCAGCAACAGCGGAACCAAUCGGUCUCGACUGAUCUGGCCUCAGCUCAAGCGGACUCUUCUCAGCAGCCUUGGACCUACUCCUACGACUCGGUACCUCGACCGCAUGAGCAUUCAGAAUGGAAUCAGUAUCCGAAUGCACAGCAUCAGCAGCAGCACAUGAGCAUGCAGCAGCAGCAACAGCUUGCACAAGACCAACUGGUCCAGCACUACCAACAGGGCUCGUCGCCCCCUCCCCCUCAUAUGGCCAUGAGCGUUCACCAAGCCCAGCAGCAGCAGCAGCACGUGCAGGCUAUGCCUCCCGGACAGCAAGCAAUGCAACAAUUCCAGCAGCAGCAGCAUCAACAUCAGCAGCAUCAACAUCAGCAGCAUCAGCAUCAGCAGCAACAGCAGCUUCAACUCCAACAGCAACAGCAACAGCAACAGCACACCUUUGCUGCUCUCCCAGCAAACGCCAUGGGUCCUUCCAUGACUUUUCACCGGAGCAGCCUUCCUGCCUCGUUCGGUUCUGCCCCAUCUGAAUACUACGGUCCGGCAGACCCCGCCUACGUACAGCACCGUGCAUCUCUUGUCGGUCCUACUGCCUGGCUGCCUGGCAAUUACCCUUUCGAGCCUCAGGGUGGCGAAGUGAUGCCAGACAUGAUGACGGUGGGGGGUCACCACCAGCCUCGAAAGCUCAGUGUGACUGAGAUGCCAAAUGGCUCACCUUCGCGCUCACCGACUAGUAGUGGCAAGGCCAGGAAGCGUCAACGCUCGCCCACUCGCGAAGAUCCACUUGGUGGUCCCGCUCCGAAGUCUCUAGCCAAACGUAAGAACAGCGACGCUCGAGUCACCGAUCGAGAUGGAACUGCACCUACCACCAUCUUCCAAUGCCGUGGAUUCGGAGACUGCAACAUGACCUUCACUCGAAGUGAGCAUCUGGCUCGACACAUCAGGAAGCACACUGGAGAGCGACCUUUCGGCUGUCACUGUGGAAAGGCUUUCUCUCGUCUGGACAAUCUUCGGCAACACGCUCAGACUGUUCACUCGGACGAGAGCGAGCGCAACGAAUUGAUGAUGUCCGAGCUCACCAAUCUCCAUGCACACCUGGCGGCUUCGGCAGCUCGAGACCAACAUGCGCAAGCCUUCCUGCAGCGAGCCGAAGGACAAGGCGCUGUCGUCAGAAAGCAUAGAGGCCCCAAGAAAGGUGGCAAGAACGGCAACGAGGACGGUACUGCUGCACAGAUGGGCCACAGCUCUGCUUCUCCCACUUUUCCUCAACCUCAUUCUGCGGGCUUCGUUCAGCAUGAUCCAAGCUACAUGGGCGGUGCCGGACCGCACUUUGGACCACGGGCCGACGGCAUGGCGGUCUCUCAUCUUCAGCAGCACCCUCAUAGAGUCCAUUACGACUUGCACCAGUUUGGUCCUUCAGCUUCUUCUAAUGCGGUUCAGCGCAUUCCGGAGUCUUCAGACUCAACAGCGUACCCUUAUGGCACUGCAGCUGAUGCUGAGAUGCACCACAUUGGUAGCCACAACAUGCGCGUCGCUCCGUCGGUGGCACCUCCACCGCCAGGAUACAUUCACGUCUCCUAUGGGGACGGUCUCGUGCUGCAGCAGCAGGCAAACCCACAGCAGCUAUACAGUCUAGGACCAGAUGCGGGCGCUAUCGGCCCUCAUCAGAAUGUCAGUCCAUACCAGGAGGCCAGGUAUCCUCAUUCGGCGCCGAUUGUUGGAGGUACAGGACCAACGAUGUCAUAUGCGAUCGAGCAGAUUCCCCAACAUCUCCAGCAACAAGCUCCUCAUCAGACCGGUGCUCAGUCGAAAGCGGACAGCGAAGCGACCACACGCGCUCAGAUCAACGACGAGCACAAUGUCCACCCAGCCUACAAUUCACUGGAUGCGGCACGUGGCGAGUCUCACACGCAUAGCAAGCUCUCAAGGCGGCGUCCGACCGAUGACUGCUUCUGGUGAGCCAGCAAUCCUGCUGCCGCCCUUGUCGAGCCUCAGUCGCCCCACCACAGCAAAGAGCACUGCCGAUGCUCUCUCGGCGGUAAAGCAGAUUCCUUCCUCGAGUGUCAUUGCAACGCCUCCACACAAGGCAGCUACUAGUGGAACAGCAAGUGUAAGCUGGGGCACAAAGACGAUCAUCGAAGGACGUUCUCGUCCUCCGACUAGCUCUGGAGAAUUGGAAGCCUCGAUGCGCUUCCAUCGUCGCAACUCGAUGCUCGAUCUACCCGAGAUGGGUCUGCACAGGAUGAGUCGGCCCGUGACGAGCAGUAGAGCCGAAUCCUCUUCAUCACUCAGUGGACAAAUGCGCCCUCCCGAGGCUGUGGGCAGUACGAGUAUCCUCCCGCCUCCAUCGCGCUCCGGACGAGCUUUUGGCUCCUUUGAUGGCUACACA